This is a messenger RNA of Plasmodium adleri (nom. inval.), 615 nucleotides long. RefSeq names its product Plasmodium exported protein (hyp6), unknown function. Lineage: Eukaryota; Apicomplexa; Aconoidasida; Haemosporida; Plasmodiidae. The record is from RefSeq and is a predicted model, not a curated record. The transcript has 2 exons. The coding region runs from base 1 to 615 and encodes 204 amino acids.
AUGUCAAACAUUUUAACAUUUUUAAAAAAUUUGUUAUUAAUAUAUUUUUUCAAUUUCCCAUUAUACAUUAAUAAUGAGCAUUUACUAAGUAUUAUACAUAAUGAAAUGUUCAAUUUUAACAUGGUAUCUACCUUAAUUAUGAAACGAACAUUAACUGAAAUGUUAAGGUAUAAUAAUAAGUCACAAUUAAAUGUCUCACACAUAAAUAAUAAUGGUGAUGAAUAUGAAGAAAAUAAAAUAAGUUCAUCUCAAACAAAAUUGUUAAAACAUUCAACAGAGGAAUCAAAUAAUAAUAAAUCGAAAAAUACUAACAGUGAUAAUAUAACUAAAAAAGAGGAAACCUUGGAAGAUUUGCUAAACGAAUAUGAUGAAGAAAUGAACGAAAUAAAUAAUUAUAAAAAAAAACCUUUUUUAAAAAGAGCAAAACUUGUAUUGGAAGCCUUUGAUAAUAUCUUUGUAGAUAAGAUAGUAGAUACAAAUAUACAGAAUAAACAAUCAGAAUUAAAAGAUGAUGUAAUAGAUAACGCUGUAAUAAUUAGUGCUGCUCCAAUUUUAGCUAUACCAAUACUUUCAUAUUUUUGUAAGCGCAUUAAUUUUUUUCAUUCUCCGCAGUAA